CGUUGGAAACGAGAUUACCCUCUUGAAGCGUUUGAAGGGUCCCCUCCACCACGAAUCAGCGGUAACAGCAACAGCCCCUUAUCAGCUCCGAAGAAAUCGCGAACGCAGCAAUGAAUGAAACACGUAAAACACGGUUCCCAUUCGUCAUUUUGAUAUUGAUAAAGCAAACGAUGGCACAGGUGGCGCGUGAUAGGUGGAGUUUGCGACGGAACACAGCACUACGGUCAUAAAUUUCAUGGCAUUUAGUGCCCUACGGGAGCUUUAUCCCCCUUGCAUAUGCAUGUAACGGGACGGACGAAAGCAUGAAAUGCUCAACAAAACGCAAAAAAGGCAAUUGAAGCUGGAAGCUGCUGAUUCAUCAUUCCGAGACGCGUAUCUCCUAGCUGGCAUAUCGCUGUGUUUUUGUUUCAAUCAGACCUAUUGCGUACUUUACACCAAUAUUGGGUGUAUCGCCAAGACGAUAAUUAAAUGCAGUAGCAAACAGAUUCACUCCCCUCGAGCGUCGCCACGUGCGAUCUGGUUUUUCAAGGCGAACAGGUUUUCCAUCCGAGCGCACCGCAGUACUUAGUGCAAUUGGUGUGCGAAAGGCAGCUUAGCAAUCAGAGGAAAGCCUGCACGCGACUAACGAUGGGCAACGCGCACAGUGGAGGGAAGCAGCAGGGGUCCGGUUCGAGCAGUCCCUCGAAAGCGAAGGGAAACGCGGGCGCGGGCGAACCGGCGCAGGCGAACGGUGGCAGCGCUGUGGCCGGUGCUGCUCCCGGUGUGCGCGGCAUGACACGCACAGCGAGCGGGGCCGACAUACAGGACCGGUCGCAGGCACAGUUCCAGCCGGUGGACAAGCUGGGCCGCAUACUGGCCAAAAAGUGUGAGGAACUGCACGGCAUCCACGGCGUCACGGGGGACGUGUUUGCGCGCUACGUGUUUCCCAAGUACCCUGACCUGGGGCACAAGCUGUUCCGCUAUCUGCGGUUCAUGAGCCACGCGAAAACGGAACACCUGGGGCUGGUGGCGUUCCGGCAGCAGAGUGAGAAGUUUCUCGCCCUGCUGGACGAUUCCGUCAUACUGGAGAGCUACGUGCGCAUGUUUGGCGAUCUGAACGAGAGCGAGCUGAUAAAGCCGGAAAACUUGAAGCAUCUCCUGCGCACCUGCUACAAUCUCGCGAUGGCACACUACUCCGAUGGGCCCCAAUCGUGCCGGCUGAUUGAGGAUGAUGAGCUAUCGCUUAACCGCACGCUCGAUUCGGUCGUGCAGUCGUGCUUCUUCUCGAAGGAAUCGCUCAGCCCGGGCUACAUUUGCCGCUGGCUGGAGAACAACGUGCCCCGGCUGGUACCGCCGAUCCACAAGUACUGCGUGCACGCGCUCAGCACCUCCCACCGCACGAUCAUGGACAACAGUAUGGUGAGCAACAGUGAGACGGUCGUGUCGAUCAGUGCCAUCAACGCGGGCGAAGCGAGCUACGGGCUCGAGUUGCAGACACCCAUCCUCGAGAAAACGAACCCGUUCGGCAAGGAGCUCGGCGGUGGUGUCGGCGCUGGCGGUGGUAUCGGUGGCGCCAGCAUGCUGCCCCGCGAACCGGGCAAACCGCUGACCGCGGAAGAGCGCGAGCGGCUUAAGAAUCAGCAACCAUUGCUGCCGCUGUCCGAAGCAUGGCUGCUGGCCGGUUCGCUUCCACCGCUGUACAGCAAACCACAGUCCGUGCCGGCACCGAUCAAUCCCAACUCGGCCAACCUAACAUCGCACAUUUUCCUGGCGAAACUCUUAUCCCUGGUGCCCUCGCACUGGACGUCCCUGUACGACUCGCGGCUAGAUGGGUCGGGCACGAACCGGUUUUUGCACCACGUGCUCGGCUAUCGCGGACCGAACCUGAUACUGUUUCGCUGCGAGGACGAUUUGCUGUUCUGCGUGGCCAACCCGAACGAGUGGCGCGAAACGCACCUGUACAUCGGCGACGAAGGAAGCUGCUGUCUGCAGUUGCUGCCAAAAUUCCAAAUGCUGGAGAAGAAGCCGAAAAGCCUCUACCUGAACACGCACAUUCGCGGCUACCCGAAGGGCCUGCGGGCUGGGUCCGAUCCGCGCAAGCCGAUCCUGAUCGUGGACGAGCACUUCGAGCGGCUUGAGUACCGGGCGCUGCAGCACAAAAUCCUCUCGAUCGAGGUGUGGGGCUGCGGCAACCAGCAGCAGCGCGACGUCCAGCUCGACAUCAAGAAGUGGCAGGUGAAGGAAGCGGAACGGCAGCGAACGGUCAAGAUGACGGCGGCCGACUGGAUGGACCAUCCCGAUCGCUACCUGCUCGAGCUCGGUGGCCGUCAAAACUAUAACAACUCGUCCACGUAAUGGCCCCCCAGUUCGGAGGGAAACGACAGGAUAGUCGUUGUUGCUGCUGCACUCCAGGCGGUAAGGUGGGGAUCGCUAUAGGGGGAAAAAAUGUCAAAAUUCAAACUCUCAUGUAUCCAAAUGGGGGAACGGAUACAGAUUUCAACACUCUAGGCUGGGGUGGGGUUUGCAAGGGAAUGAAAUGUGUACUUAUGUUGUUUUAAAGUGUGCCUGUUUGCGCUAUUUAGCAUCGUGGAUAGCAUCGCGUGAACACGUGACUGUAAUGAUCAUGGUAGAGAUUAGACGACAACAACUUAUGAGAAGUAGAUAUGCAAUAAGCAUUGGUUUAGCUAAAAAAUAAUUAACUAAACAUAACACAUUUCGAAAAAAAGACAGUGAUACAUAGGACAAAGACUACACACACGCGGCACAAAGACUUCUGUUUUACAUCAUUUUAUUGCUACACGCUUAUCUCACUUUUGUUUUUUGUUUUUGUUUAAGGUGCUAAGCAAAAGAGCCAAAAGCAACAUUUCCAUGUACUGUGUGAGCUUUUGCUGUUCACAUUAUUAAUUUGUUCCCACAAUGUGUGUGUGUGUACUUACAACUUUAGCACGUACUGAGCGGUGUGCAGUGUGUUUGUUACCUUUAAAGGGCAAAGAUACAUUAUUCUAGUUUACUGGAUUUUUCUUUUCGCUAUUAUACUUUUCCUUCCUUCCUUAUGCAGUGCAGUGUACAAGUUGGAAGGAAUGUGGCUGUAGUUUUAUAUUGCAACACAAUCAAAUUCAGUGAUUCAAUGAUGUUAUUAACGUAUGCUGGAGUCGCUCGUGCUUGUGGCAGUGGCCCAAUUUUUUAAAACUUUUGCUUUUGGACACGCAAAAUGGUUAAAAUUAUUUCCCCCUCCCGUGUCUCGGACAGAACAUUUGUUUACAAAAAAUGGUUGGCAUGAAAUUAUAAACUACAACAGGCGUUGACCGUAUUUAAGUAUUUCUUACUGCUGUAAUGUUACUUAUUGCUGUAGCUGUGAAACUCUAGUGUCUUAUGCAAAUGAUGAUGAUGAUGAAGCGAAUAAAAUGCAAAAGAAAGAAA
Anopheles gambiae (African malaria mosquito) is the source of this 3399-nucleotide messenger RNA. RefSeq lists its product as uncharacterized. Bases 628 to 2334 code for a protein of 568 amino acids. The record is from RefSeq and is a predicted model, not a curated record. The transcript is spliced from 8 exons. Lineage: Eukaryota; Metazoa; Arthropoda; Insecta; Diptera; Culicidae.